AUGGGCACGGCCCAGUGGUUGCUGGGGCUGUGGGUGGCAGCGGCGCUGGCGCUGGGUGUGACGCGGGGCUGCCUGCAGUGUGACCCUGGCUUCACCACCCACUUCACCACCUACAAGCCCCGCUUCAGCCUGUGGCCCUGGGGGCUGGGCGGCAGGUCGGCGGUGACCAAGCUGCUGCAGACCUGGCCCGGUGACACGCUGCAGGAGCUGGAACUCAGGAUCCCCGCCGAGAUACCUAUGAAUUGCCUGCAUCAUAUUGCAGUCAGGGUGUAUGAGAGACUUGACAAGCUGCUGCAGAGCAAGCGGCACUCAAAAGCUGUUCUCCUUAAAGAUCUCCGCUCCAUUUUUCGGGAGCAGGUCCAGAUGCUGCGGAAGGCCAUAGUCGAAAGCAGAAUGAAGUGUGAGCGGCACUGCGGAAUUGCCCAGUAUGACACGGUCUCGUGCACAACCUGCGACUUCUCCUCAACGCCCUGCUUUGGAUAUAACUGCGAGUCAUCAGAGGAGUGGGAAGAGGCUCUGAAAGGCCUUUUUGCCUACAUAAAAAAUAUCCCUACGAAAUCAGAAGACUGGGCCGUUACCUUGAGACGAAUCCCUGGCUUCCACAACUGCUCAUCCACCAGCCCAGCAAUGCUCAACUUUGAAAGGAUAAAUGCCACCAUGUCCGAGACCUGGCACACCAUGCUUGAGAACAGCACUGAAGGACAGCAAAUGGACAGGAGUCUCCCAGAAAGAAAAAUUGACUGCUGAGCCACUUUUCUAUUACAUGCACAGAGCCUGGUGUCCAGUAAAAUUAAAUACCUAGGUAAAGAGAUGUUUGGGAAGGAAAUGA
Messenger RNA from Alligator mississippiensis (American alligator), 829 nucleotides. It is a transcript of the gene IZUMO4, whose product is annotated as IZUMO family member 4. The transcript has 11 exons. Bases 1 to 747 code for a protein of 248 amino acids. Lineage: Eukaryota; Metazoa; Chordata; Crocodylia; Alligatoridae. The record is from RefSeq and is a predicted model, not a curated record.